CAGAGCCCGGCAGAGCCCAGCCCAGCACAGCGCAGCUCAGCUCAGCGCACAGAGGAUUAGUACACCCGAGCCGGGCGGAGGUGACAGCGGCUGCCGCGGCAAGCGCUGCCCGGGUCACUCGCUGCCGGCACACCCCGGCACACACACCGAGCCGCCGGCGGAAUCUCACCCAGUCAGGGAAGGUGCCCGUCCCCCACUUCGCCGCUUUCCGCCGCCAAUCGCCCGGGACAUCCCCCACACCGAGCCCGGCCGCCGCCGCCGCCGCCGCCGCCGCGCCAUGGCGAUCGCAAGGCAAGUGCUUUGUCUCUCUGCUUUCCUGGCGCUGCCGCUCGCUCGCGCCGAGCCCAUCCGCUACUCCGUAGCCGAGGAGGCGGAAAGCGGCUCCCUGGUCGGCAAGCUGGCGGAGGACGCGGGGCUGACGCCGCCGCAGCUGUCGGCUCGCCGCGCCCGCCUGCUCUCGGAGGACGGCCGGCAGCAUUUGCGCUUAGACCGCGGCUCCGGCCGCCUCCUCGUGGCGGGGAGGCUCGACCGGGAGGAGCUGUGCGCCCACUCGGCCAGCUGCAUGCUCCCCUUCGAGCUGCUGCUCUCCGACCCCCUGCAGUUCUUUCGGAUUGAGGUGACUCUGAACGAUAUCAAUGACCAUUCGCCCGUCUUCCCCGAGGAACGAGUAAUUUUUAAGAUUCCGGAGACGAGCGACACGGGCUCUCGUUUCCCACUGGAGGGGGCUCGUGAUCUCGAUAUCGGCAGCAACGCAGUGCAGGCGUACAGUAUCUCUCCCAAGAACGAAUAUUUUAGUGUCUUCUAUGGGACUCGGAAUACAGGCAAGAAGUAUCUGGAACUGGUAUUGGAAAAACAGCUAGACAGAGAGGAGCAGGAAGAGAUGCGUUUUAGUGUCAUUGCUGUAGAUGGCGGUUCUCCUUCCAGGAGUGGCACAACCGAAAUACAUAUUCUGGUUCUAGAUGUAAAUGACAAUGCUCCCAUCUUCUCAAAUGAAGAAUACAUAGGGAAAGCCCUGGAAAACAUGCCAGAGGGCUCUGUGGUUCUCACUGUAGUGGCAACAGACCAGGAUGCAGGAAUUAAUGGGGACAUUUAUUACGAAAUCAUUGACGCAAUGGAACAGACCGUCUCGCCAUUUGUAAUUGAUCCUAUAACUGGUGAAAUUAAAAUCACAAAACCGCUCGACUUCGAGGCAGCAAAAACCCACGUGCUCAGUGUGAGGGCCACAGACGGUGGGGGGCUCUCAGCAAUCUGCAAAGUGCAGGUGGAGGUGGUGGAUGUGAAUGACAAUGCCCCAGAGCUGACGGUCAGUUCCUUCAGCAGUCCCCUCCCCGAGAACACAGUGCCCGGCACCGUGGUUGCCCUGUUUACGGUCAGGGACCGCGAUUCUGGUGCCAACGGGAAGAUCUCGUGUGCCCUGGACGAUCAGCUCUUCUUCUCCCUGCGGCCAGCCUACAAGAAUUACUAUGAGCUGGUGACAGUGAGCGCGCUGGACCGCGAGCACACGGCUCGCUACGUGCUCAGUGUCACAGCAGCAGAUGCGGGCUCGCCUCCUCUCACAAGCACGCACACCUUCACCGUGGACAUCUCGGACGUCAAUGACAACGCGCCCGUCUUCAACCAGACGUCCUACACCAUGUACGUGCGGGAGAACAACGCGCCCACGGUGUUUGUGGGAGCCGUGAGCGCUGCAGAUGCUGACGUGGGGCUCAAUGCCAAGGUGACCUAUUCGCUGGCCCCGGUGGCGGCGGCAGAGCGGCCCUCGUGCUCCUGCAUCUCGGUGAACUCUGAGAACGGACACGUGUUUGUGCUGCGGCCCCUGGACUACGAGCGCUUGCGGCAGAGCGAGGUGACGGUCAGCGCCUCUGACGCGGGCUCUCCUCCCCUGCGAGCCAACGUCACCGUGCGCCUCGUGGUGCUGGACGAGAAUGACAAUGCACCGCUCGUGCUCUACCCGGCCCAGGACAGCAGCCCAGCGUCCAGCGAGCUCGUGCCCGUGUCGGCCGAGCCGGGCUACCUCAUCACCAAAGUGGUGGCCGUCGAUGCCGACUCCGGACAGAACUCCUGGCUCUCGUACCACCUGCUCAGGGCCACCGAGCCCGGCCUGUUCAGCGUGGGUGUGCAGAGCGGCGAGGUGCGUCUCAAGAGGCCGGUGACAGAGAGGGACAGCGUGAAGCACAAGCUCCUUGUCCUGGUCCGGGACAACGGCAAGCCCCCGCUGUCAGCCACGGCAGCUCUGAGCGCGCUCCUGCUCAAGGACUUCUCCGACGUGCGCCUCCCGCACAGCAGCCCGCCCGCAGACGAGCAGGGCGACUCCCUGACCACCUAUUUAAUCAUUUCCUUGGUCUUUGUCUCGCUCCUCUUCCUCAUUUCCUCCGCGCUCUUUGUGGCUCGCAAGGUGUGCAAGAGCAAGGAGCUGAAGGCUGCCCAUGUGCUUUCUGGUGCCCACAACUUGCAGAGCGGCCUGGCCGAUGCAGCCGCUGCAGGGACCCUGCCCCGCGCCUAUUGCUACGAGAUCAGCCUCACCACGGGCUCGGGCAACAGCGAGUUCCAAUUCCUCAAGCCCAUCCUGCCCAGCCUGCCAGCACAGCACUGCGCCACGGGCCAGGGCCCCCAGGAACAGCAACAGGAUUUCCCCUGUGUCCCUGUCAGCACAGAGGACAUGGCACCAGACAAUGCUGGGACUCUCUCUGCACGACAAUUUAGCGCUCUUGCCUUGAACUAGCCCAGGGUCUGCAGAGCCAGAGGCUUCAUGGCUCAUGGGAGGAAAGGAUCCGAGUUGCUGCAUGUUGCCAUGGUUCCUCCAGAUAAAACCUCUGCAUCCCAUUUGCAAAACAAAUUUCCUACCAAUUCCCGAUCAGAAUAAAAUGUGUCUUCCUCACCAAAUCCAAAAAUGUCGAAAAAAACUUUCUCUGAUUCUCUCCCUUAGACAAUAGUCGAGUUUUCCUCUGUCACAGCUCUUUCUAAUCGACUUUGGUCAUGUAUUCCCAGCUUUGCUGUUUAGUCUCUUGCUGUCGGACAAGAUCUUUGAAUUCCUAUUCCUUUUUAUAGCUUAAUGGGAAAAUUGUGUAGGGAAACCUCACACUUGCUAAAAUGGCCCAAAAUCCUUUUGUCAUCUUAGAAAAGCAGGGUAGUUCUGAAUACUGUGUCAUGAUGUUCUCUUAGCAUGCAGCUUUUUCUUUCUGGGGUUCUGGAUAUCUCUGUCUCAGAUAGGUGAGGUCUCUUUGUAAUCCUUUUUCUCAGUAUAUCUCUCUGUAUGGCCCUUGUGCAUCUGCAGAUUCCUCAUUGCCUCUGUCAAGUGAAACAAUGAAUUUGUCCCACCCACCUUCAGCAAUGCUGGCCAUUCCAACUCUGCAGAUUCAAAAGGCUAGUUUGAGCCUAUAUGUUCACAGGUUUCAUCUUCUACAAGGAUGAGAGGAACAGGAAAAUGCACAACAAAGAUCCAGUGUGCUGUCUGUGGCAAUGAUUCCUCCAGAGAAAACCACUUUCUCCAAUUGGCAUAGCAAAUUUUCCAAAUUUCGAGUCAGAGUAAAAUUUGUCAUCUUCUCCAAAACUCUAUUAAGGAAAAAAAGGUAAUGUGGUUUCUGCCUCAGAAAAUAGUGUUUUUAAAUUCUGUCACAGCCAAUUCUAAUCAGCUUUAAUAAUGCACUCCCAGCUUUGCUCCUGAUUCUCUUGAUGUUGGAAACGACAUUGGAUCUCUUACUCUUUGUUAUAACUUAAUGGCACCGUUGCAUAGACAAAUCUCACUCUUUCUUAUAUUACCCAAAACACUUCUUCCCAGCUUAGAAAACCAAGAUAAUUCUGAAUACUGUGUCAUGUUGUGUUAGCACACAGAUUUCUCUUUCUGAGGUUCUAGAAGUCUCUGUCUUAGUUGGGAGGGUUCUGAGUUUUUGGUGUCUUUUCUCUCAGUAUGAGUGGCUGUGGCCCUGGUACAUCUGCAGAUGCUUCACUACUUCUGCCCAGUGAAACACUGAAUUUGUCCCAUCCAGCCAUUGCUGGCUGGAAUUCCUGCUCUGCAGAGUCAAAGGCUAUUUUCACCCAGGGUCCCAGGGACUCAUCUUCUUCAAGGCAGAGAGGAGAAAGAAAAUGCACAACAAAAUCUUCCUUCAGACUGUGUGUGGGUUUGGUGUUCCAUCCCCCUCAAAUUGCCUUGCAAAUACAGCAAGAGCAGAUGUGUUAGGGCAGGCACUAACUGUAGAGUCAUGAAAAAUUAUUCAUUGCCUUUCUGGGCAUGAAAAUGUGUCAAGUCCAUCAAAGAUAGUUUCCUGAAGUUAGAAUCAAGAAGACCUUGAAAACAGGGCAUUGAGUUUUGAUUCCUCAUUCCUCUUCUGAAUUCUGUGGCUGUUUCUUGUUGGGAUUAGAAAGCUGUCCCGGCAGAAGUUUUUUUAAUUUCUCUUGGAGCGUUUGCAUUUCCAUUUUUGCCCUUUCUCCUUCUACCCUCUGAACUGUGCAGACUAUUGUACUGAGCCUGUUCUUCUAGACAAGAAUUUCCACCCAUCUAUAAUAACUUGUUGUUUGAAUAAUGUCUGUGAUGCAUGGAAUACUCAGAAAGACUCCCUCACUCUAUGUUGUGCUGAAGUUAUGCAUUUUAACUUUGUAAAUUGAUAUAUCUAUGAGUUUAAAAUUGAAAAAAUAUACAGAACCGAAGUAAAGACAAGACUAUUACACUUUUUAUGGACAUCGAAUUAUUUGAUUUUUUGGAAAAUCUCGGGCAAGAUUCUUUAAAAUUCCAAGGGUAUCUUUCGUACUAUGUCCCUUGAAAGAAGCAAUAUUGGGUGGGCACAUCUCCUUAGUUUGGAGAUGAAGCAGGACCAAUGCUCGCUGGCAUUGCCGUGCUGUCAAAAUCGCCCUGUCCCUGUGCUGUUUAUUUUGCAAGGCCAUAACGCUUGAUUGUUGUGGGCUGAGCCUCGGCUUUAGGCUGGGCUGGGAAAGGCCGCGUUCGGUUCUUGCGGCCGGGUGUCUCGGGAGGUUCGGAAUCGCGGCCCGGGGCGAGCGGCAGCGCGGGCUGCGGGCGGCGGCGGGUGCAGUCCCAGCGCGCACCGCUGGGUGGUGCCCUCGGCCAAGGCGGCGCCGAGCGGCUGCGGCAGCGGAGGCGGCCGAGCCCGGCCCAGCCCAGCAGAGCCCAGCCCAGCAGAGCCCAGCCCAGCCCAGCCCA
Oenanthe melanoleuca is the source of this 5152-nucleotide messenger RNA. Its product is annotated as protocadherin beta-15-like. Gene Ontology annotation, biological process: homophilic cell-cell adhesion. The transcript has a single exon. NCBI's taxonomy places the organism in Eukaryota, Metazoa, Chordata, Aves, Passeriformes, Muscicapidae. Gene Ontology annotation, cellular component: plasma membrane. The record is from RefSeq and is a predicted model, not a curated record. Gene Ontology annotation, molecular function: calcium ion binding. Bases 278 to 2722 code for a protein of 814 amino acids.